Molecule: messenger RNA, 3174 nt
Organism: Colletotrichum lupini
Lineage: Eukaryota; Fungi; Ascomycota; Sordariomycetes; Glomerellales; Glomerellaceae
Exons: 19
Coding region: 1-3174 (1057 amino acids)
Source: RefSeq, a predicted model, not a curated record
AUGGCCGCCGGUGCGAAACAAGAGGAGAGGAACGCGACUUUGCUGCAGAGAGGGAGGGGGAAAACGGACGCUGAGCCAAUACGCUCAGUUCUCAUCUCUUUGGUCAUAGAGCCCACCCUCAUUAGAGGCUAUCAUUGGCUCGCCUCGGAGGCAUUUCGUCAGGGGAUAAGUCUGAAGCCUGAGGCCACAAUUAUACUACCCAUGACACCCCUCCCCCCAUAUCUUCCCCUCCCACUUUGGAAGCCGAUCCCUUUCUUCGGACUUAGCGCGCACUUCAUCCCCAACAGCGCAAGGUCAAAAGAACGCAACUUUCUACCUGCUAUCACACGCAUUCUUCCACACCACCUGCGCCUUGCUGCAGAAACGUGCCCCAACUUUGUUGCUCCUGGCCGCUCCCUUCCUCGAUCCCAUGGUUCCAGAUGCGGGUACUGUACCGGAAGCCAUGACGCAUCCUUGAUGAGCCAAGUCAAGCUGAACCUGUACGUUCUGCCUCGAGGAGAGACGAUUGAGGCCGUCUGCCUUCGCAUGCCGAAACAGAAGGCUGAGGUGCAGUCUGAUCCUUUGGCCUUUCUAAGCCCCCCAGCCCGUGCCACGUUGAGGUUCGAGGAGACCGCUCCCGAGGUCAACUCUCCCUGCUCAUGGUCGCUUCUCGGGUCGUCGACUUUUCCAAAGGAAAACCUUACCGGCCGCAAACAGCCUAAUGAGGAACUGGCCUUCGUCGCCCCCAUUGGUCGUCACUGCCUCAUCACGCCGUUGGUCGCGUCUGUAACUGUCCCUGACGCGGUUGUGGUCGUCCAUAUUCACAACCUAGGUCCAAAUCAAGCCAACACUGCCUCUUCUUCGCCUGAAUUUCUGGUUUGCGUUGCAUUGCGCAUUGUCAUGCACUUUGAGCGCUUCCGGUCUCUCGGGUCGCGAAGGCAGCUGGUCUCCGGCAAGCGUCCUACUGGAUAUGCCAGGAAACAGGGUUUUGGUACUGCAAAUUGUCUCGGUCCGUCUUCAAGCAAGUCAACACAUUCUGGCGGUAAAACAGUAUCAAACCAGCCGAGAGUAAACGAAUUUCCUUUGGUUGGACGGGGUGACAAACUGUCUGGACGUGGCAACCUCCAUCUUCAUGCCAAGCCAUGCUAUGGAUUCGAGAACCCUGACCAGAGGUGUCCGUCCGAGGCACCGAAGUACGCUCAGACUGACAGCGAUCUUGCCGCUCGCCAUGUGAGCUUUCCGUCCGAGAUUUCCAGUGGGCAGUGGUUCGAUGACGCUUGCCAUCGCUGCACCGGCACCGUGAGAAAAGCCCGAGGGUACAAGGAGAUACACCAGGAGAUUUCUUCCACUCUUUCAAGGUCUCUCCCGGCCACAUGCGGAAUAGGGUACGCUCCACGCUGGGUUUUUGGGCGUCCAUUCGGCUUCCAGGGCAUGAGCUCUUUGCGGCUAGAAGCGCAAUCACAGUUACUCAUUCUGGAAAAAGGCGCAGCGAUGGUAGCUGACAACUGGGCAAGCCCUGCUACACCCACGCGAGGUUUCCAUACACACAAAUACUUCCUGGGGGGCGGCGCCUUGUAUUUGUGGUGUCUGCCUGCUCGUCAACCAUUGGAGAAACGAGGCAAACCACCUAUCUUCAGUGAUGGUGGUCCUCUUUACACGGUAACCUGCUGUUACCAUCUUCCCCGGCUCCCGCGAAUCAAGGACGGCACAACCGGUCCGCGGCGUGACGAGAUUCUGCAGUUGUCAUGGAUUGACAUUCUCCGGGACUUCGCCGUUCAGGAGAGGGGGUGGACAUACUGGAAGCCGCGGUGGUUCUGUGGAAGAGCUGCCAGGAGUGGUCAAGUGUGGACAAAGGUGGGCGUUAGGCCCUCCGCCGGUUGCGCCCGUAAGAACAUCUUUCUCCAUGUCGCAUCUGGAACAGCGGCAAAACGAUUCGCAAAAGGCGCAGCCGCCACCACCACUACACGACCUCAUCCAUCUGCAGGAUGGGCAUACGAAGAGGGGGAGAAUACCAUCUCGAAACCUUCGGCAAUUAAUUUCAGCCCCCAAUGCUGCUCAUCGCUGUCCGGUAUCAUGUCUCUACCCGAGCCGUUGACUGCGAGGCUACAACCAACGGCCGUAACGAUUGCUCCGGUCGUUUCAAAAGCCGCUGCUGGUGUGCGCGCUCUCGCUACGCCUCUGGCGGUGUUGAGUCAAUUUCCAGUCUGGCCCACUCCCAGCACUGAACUGCUCAUUGAUCACGUUGUUUUGACUGGUCGUCAAUCCACGAGGCCACAACAGAGGCCCGAAAAGGCGGCCAAGUGCCUGCAAAGCCCCCUCCUUGCUGCCCCGGCGACUCCGGGUAUCGGCGAAGGAGAACUCGCUGCCAAGAAGAAAAUUUUCAUGGGCAAUCCAAAAGUGCCUUUGAGGUCUCUCUCUGCACCCCAAUAUUUCGGCCGCAGUAUUGGAGCUGAUGUCGGGGUGCAGAAUCCUUUGCUACUUUCUGCAAUCCUCCUCUUCCGCAACUACAGCAUUCCCCGAGCUGCAGCUGCGCCGCUUCAGCGGUCAAACGGGCACUCUCUUCAGCUUGUCUGCAGGAACAAGGCAUUCGAAACCGUUCCAAGUGGCGGAGCGUCGAGCCCCACGGCCCCCAACGACUUCCGACCACGCCCAAAGCAGAAGACAGAACAAUCCUUUCGUGCUCCGACCAACGAUAGACGACGGAAGCGCACCAUGAACCCGUCAUCUUCUCCUUUCGUAUCCACAAGCAUCAAACAAGCGCAGAACUUCCCAUCAAUACGUUACACACACUCGAAGCCAUCGUUUCCGCAUCCACUCGACAGCCCCCUUCCCCCCUUCUUCCUCCACGCGGUCGAGAAUAGUAGCCAGACAAGACACAGCCCGCCAUCAUCUAAGGUUAAUCCCGGCCGCCACUCCCGUUGCCACGGGCGGCGCAGAACCACGAGAGAGACAGAGACGUCUACGGAGCGUUUACCGCAGGCUGUUGGUAAAGCCCAUCAUGACUGGUUCUUUGUUCGCCAGGCUAGGAUACCAUCACCCUCGAGGAACAACGAAACGGACUCAGUCACAGGGCGCAGGGCAAGCGAACGAAAAUUGAGAACACGGCGAAUCAGAGAAGCUAGACCAACAUCCCUCACGCCUUCGCCCUGGUUCGAUUCUCUCGUCACCUCGUGGCCCCCCUUAUUCCAUGAGUAG